GUAAACUCUACUUUUAUUUUCUUUAUUUACUUAAUAAAUAAAAAAUUAUUGAAAGAUCAAAGAGAGUGCUAUCCCUUUGAUAUACGAAUCCAUCUUAGUUUUCUUGUAUCAGACACAGACUUGUUCAAGAGAAUAUUGACAUUUUAUUUGAAUAAUUAUGGUGAGUGUUGUGGGAGAGAUGUUUUGUAAUCCGUACACGACGGAGUUAGUGGUGAGAAGGCGGCGUGAGAGCCUCAAAAGGGAUCGUUUUGACGUCUUCGAUCUAUCGGACAAUCUCAUCUUCACCAUCGACGGUGGUACAUGGAACAUCCGCCGUAAACGUGUCCUCCGUGACGCCACAGGUCUUUCUCUUCUCUCCAUGCGCACCAAGGGUAUUGUAACAAUGAGAUACAAAUGGGAAGUGUACAAAGGAGAAAGCACAGAAUCCGAGGAUCUUCUUUUCUCAGUAAGGGAACCAAAUCUAUUAUCCUUCAGAACAUCACUUGAUGUCUCUUUGCCGACACAACAACCUUCCACGGACAUUAGUAGUACUAUCGAGCCAGAUUUUCAAACUUAUGGUCGUUACAUUGGUUCUUCUUUCAAACUCUUUGAACCAAUUCAUAAUACUCUUCUUGCUGAGGUGGUUCAUGAUUUCUCAUGGGGAGGACUUAUAAUAGGGAAUUACAGCUUCAAAGUGAGAGUUAAUCCAUAUGUGGAUUUCGCAUUUGUCAUCGCGUUACUUGUAAUUGCAGAUGAUACAUCCAAUCUACGUUAGAGAAGUUUCUACAUAUCUUAGCUGGUUUCUACAUAUCUUAGCUGGUUUAAGAAUAAGAUCGGAAUGGGCUGUAAAUUAGUAAUCAUACAUCGUUAUCAGAUAUUCAGACUGUAUAUUGUUGAGACUGAGUACUUGAGGUUUGUCUACUUUUUUUUAUCAGAUAUUCAGAUUGUAUAUUGUUGACUCUUUCUUUC
Messenger RNA from Brassica oleracea var. oleracea, 948 nucleotides. RefSeq names its product protein LURP-one-related 9. The coding region runs from base 158 to 754 and encodes 198 amino acids. Lineage: Eukaryota; Viridiplantae; Streptophyta; Magnoliopsida; Brassicales; Brassicaceae. The record is from RefSeq and is a predicted model, not a curated record. The transcript has 3 exons.